Molecule: messenger RNA, 366 nt
Organism: Spinacia oleracea (spinach)
Lineage: Eukaryota; Viridiplantae; Streptophyta; Magnoliopsida; Caryophyllales; Amaranthaceae
Exons: 1
Coding region: 1-366 (121 amino acids)
Source: RefSeq, a predicted model, not a curated record
AUGGUCCAAGGGAGACUGCAAACAAGAGAAAGGCUACAUAAGAUUGGGGUCUGUAACACUACUACAUGCUUGCUUUGUGAGGCAAAAGAUGAAACUCACCCACACCUUUUCUUUGACUGUGAAUACAGUAGAAGAUGUCUACAGGGGGUUGAGGAAUGGCUAGAUAUUCCUACUAGCAAAGUACAUUAUAUGGGCCUGCUGAGGUGGGUUAAAUGGAAGAGCCAGUGCAGCAAAUUUCAAAAGACAGCAAUACACACUGCUGUCAAUGCUACUGUGUAUAAUCUAUGGAGAGCAAGAAAUGAUGCUCUCUGGAUCAGAAGGUUCCUACCCCUUCAACUACUAUCAGAUGCAUUCAGAGGAGUGUGA